GGACCUAAAAUCCGAAUUCCUAACAUCAAAGAUUCAAAUCAAAAUCCCUAAAAUUCGCUAGUCGUGGACAGCGAUUACCGCCGGGACCGAUCGGCGCCUCUUCUGCUUCUUCUGUGAACGUCUCCGACUCUCCGUGCUCUCCAGUCUCCGGUGGACCAAUUCUCCUCUCGCUGUCUGUCUUCGAGUCUCGACGGCGACUAGCCGCUUCAGCGCAGUUGUUCUCGCCAACCGAAGCCGCUCAGUAGCACAGUCUCCGGCUUCCAGUAGAAUCUCACCUUUGAACCGAAACUGUUUCUGCCGCCGGAGCCGCCAUGAGUAACGAUCCUGCAAAUGAUCCCCAAAAUGCGUCGUCCUCGAGCUCCCAAGAAGCCGAUAAGCCACCGAUCGAACCCAUUCGCCUCCCAACAGUCGAGGAAAUUCGAGGCCAGGACAUUUGGAACAACUGCGCCGUUCGCAGCGUCUCCAGCGGCGUCAUGGGAGGGGGACUAGGAUUGUUCAUGGGUCUGUUCUUAGGUGCACUGGACAAUCCUAUAAUGCAAGAUGAAAUGACUGCCAGGCAACAAAUUGUGUUCCAAGCAAAGCAGAUGGGUAGGAGGAGUUGGAGUUCCUGCAAGACCUUUGCGGUUAUGGGUUUCAUUUUCUCAGCUGCUGAAUGUGUUAUUGAGAAGGCACGGGCAAAGCAUGAUACUACAAACACAGCAGUUGCUGGAUGUGUAACGGGAGGCACAUUAUCAGCCAGAGGAGGUCCAAAGGCCGCGUGUGCUGGUUGUGCUGGCUUUGCUGCAUUCUCAGUCGUGAUAGAGAAGUUCUUAGAAAGGUACCACUAACAAUUUGCAGAUUCAUACGAGACACAGAGAGUUGUAGCCAAGCGAGAUAUCGUGACUAGCAUCAUUCUUUUUUUCCCCCAACAUUAUCGUUGAUUAAUUUUUCUCCUUAGAAGAGGGACCUCAUUGAAAGUGUUAUGUACCUUAAAGAUCUACCAUUAGCACAACUUCUCCCUGGCCUGGGGAAAGUUGAGGUGAUCACAUAAAGCUUUGAGAUCAUUACAGACAUUCAUUACGUAUUACAACAAAGUUGUAUUUUUCAGGGUAUGGAAGGAUUCAUGUCCCAUUU
Molecule: messenger RNA, 1113 nt
Organism: Ipomoea triloba (trilobed morning glory)
Lineage: Eukaryota; Viridiplantae; Streptophyta; Magnoliopsida; Solanales; Convolvulaceae
Product: mitochondrial import inner membrane translocase subunit TIM22-4-like
Exons: 4
Coding region: 312-827 (171 amino acids)
Biological process (GO): protein insertion into mitochondrial inner membrane
Cellular component (GO): TIM22 mitochondrial import inner membrane insertion complex
Molecular function (GO): transmembrane protein transporter activity
Source: RefSeq, a predicted model, not a curated record